Molecule: messenger RNA, 3745 nt
Organism: Closterium sp. NIES-67
Lineage: Eukaryota; Viridiplantae; Streptophyta; Zygnematophyceae; Desmidiales; Closteriaceae
Source: the annotation of a GenBank genome assembly
ACGUCAGUUUAGUUGGUGCUGGCUGGGAGUCUACCGAGUCCACACGAGUUGUCGCUCUCGCAAGGAUGACCCACGCUCUAGGGAACGCGACAGCAGCAGGGUUGAAGGAUUGUGCUUUAAGUUGAUAGUGGGGUGAUUACGCGUCCAGUUACCAUCAAGUGUAGUUGUCCUUAGAAAUGUAAAUAGUCGCGCUGAAGGUUUCACUUCAUUCAAUAUCUGACUGUUACCAAGCGGUCAAAACCGAGACUUUAUGGGGCCAACGAGACUCGUCGCCGUAGUAGUUCUCAUUGUGUUGUUAUGUCAGGGAUUCGUUUGUGUCCGCCCGUUAUUGGCACGCGGCGACGGCGAGGGUGAAAUCGGAACCGGAGUCGGCCUUAGCGCCACUUCCGUUCCAGGCGGCUCGCGGAACAAGUACGCUUACGUCACGCUACUGUGCGAUGACGUCAUGGCAGAGGCGGCGAUGGUGAUGGUACACUCCGUACGCCGUACAGGCACGCCUCACGACAUCGUAAUACUCACGAUGAACGUCUCGAAUCGCACGCUCGAGGCGCUGGUAGCCCUGGGAGCGAAGAUCGAGCCGAUCCUGGAACCGGUGCCCUAUCCGUUCGCCGUUACUGCAGACAGACUCGCGAUCAACAAGCCGUGCAGGUACUCCAAGCUGCUCAUGUGGAACAUGGUGAAGUACCGCAAGCUCAUCUACCUGGACUCGGACCUGCUCGUCCUGCAGUCCAUCGACGACCUCUUCCAGCGCCCACAGCUCUCCGCAGCCCCCGACACGUUGCCCCCGGACAAGUUCAACUCGGGCCUCAUGGUGGUCGAGCCCAACCGCGCCAUGUUCAAAGACAUGCUCUCCAAGAUCGCCACCCUCAUCUCCCCCAACGUGGGGGAUCAGGGGUUUCUGAACAGUUACUUUUCGUCGUGGUACCAGCAGGGCCCGCUGCACCAUAUUGAUUAUACGUACAACGCGCUGGUGCGCAUCUCGGUGUCGCCCGGGUGGCGGCUGUUCAUUGAGCCCAAGCUCAAGGUCCUGCAUUUCUCGGGAAACACCAAGCCGUGGAACAUGAUGGUCGACCGACAGUUCCCCACCACGCGAGCCUUUGACCACCGGUGGUGGGAGGUGUACGACGACGUGUACUCCAUCCUGCACCGCCAGGCGCUCAAAGCCUCCUCCAAGUCCUCCUCUGCCUCCUCCUCCUUCAACUCUCGCUCUACCCUCGACACCACUGCUGCAGCUGCUGCUGCCGCGGCAGCUGCUGCUGAGAGUGCUGGUGGUGGGGGAGGAGGAGGGGGGGGUGGGAGCUUGGAGGGGGUGGCGACGGCUGCCAGGCUGGCAGCAGCAGCGGCAGCAGCGGCCGGGUCGCCGUCAGAGCCGCCUCAGCUGGCGCCGCAGUGCCAGAGAAACUACAUGGCGUAUGCCCGCAAGCCCCCAAUCACCGACAAGUUCAGCGUGAUCAUCAACUGCUUCGACCGCUUCGACCUGAUGCUGUACUUUGUGCGGCGCUACGCGCGGUUCGAGUUCGUGCACAAGGUGUACAUCGUGUGGGGCAACACGCGCGUCACGCCCUUCCACCCCUCCUUCUUCAACGUCUCCAAGCCCGUCGAGAUCCUCUACUCGGGGAUCGACUCACUCAACGACCGGUUUAAGCCCAUUCGCUCCCUCGAGACAGAGGCAGUGCUGAUGUGCGAUGACGACAUAGAAGUCCACUCAGGCGCCCUGCGGGUGGCCUUCGAGCGGUGGCAGGAGGAGAAGUACCGCCUCGUGGGCUUCUUCCCUCGCGCGCACUACCGCGAGGUGAACGGGCCGCGCAAGGGCCACAUGACCUACGUUCUCACGCCGCGCCAAGAGUACUCCAUAGUGCUGACCAAGAUGUUCCUCAUGCACGGGGACUACCUGCGCGCGUACACAUGCAUCAUGCCGCAGCGCGUGCGCGAGUACGUGGAGCGCAACAAGAACUGUGAAGACAUCACGAUGAACUUUGUUGUCACGCAGCUGUCGGGCCUGCCGCCGCUGCUCAUGGAGGACCCCACUAAGCUGGACUACGGGACGUCCUCGGGGUUGUCGUCCAGAGGCAGUCAUGAUAACUCCAGGUCCGUGUGCAUGAAUGACAUCGCUAUCAUGCUGGGCUACAUGUCGCUGCGCAACACUUCAGAGGCUGUCACAUACUUCGAGCGAGACAAGAUGGUCAAGGUGGUGCGGAGGCGCAGGCUGAGCACGGCAGCGCACAUGGUGUUUGAGCCGGUGUUUGACGCCUUUGAGCACCGCGGCAGCAAGCAGUUUCUGAAGCAGCUGACCUUCCAGCACCCCCUCAUCACCACCGAGAUCGCUGAAGUGCCCACGCACUCCGUCAACCGACACGUGAUGUGCAUCAAGGGCGACAACGACGAGGACAUGGACGACCCAUCCAGGAAUCAGUACACGCUCCUGGACUUCGCCUCGGUCCCCCCCGAUGCGGGGCACCUGUCGGGCAGCACGUUCAUCGCGCACAGCCAGUGGGGCUUUGAGGGGCGCUUCACUCUGCUGCACCUCACCUCCUCCCUCGCCACCUGGCGCCGCUCCCACGGCUGCUUCGGCCCGGCCAGGCUCAUGCUGUUCCAAGACGGCAUGCUGAGGACUCAGGUGUCAGCAUGGGCCAGCAAUCUCCUCAAGGCAGUGCUGGGACCGGGAGCAGCGCCGCCGUUCAAGCCGCCGGACGGGGUGACGCCGCAGUGCCUGGAGAGUGCAGUGGUGCUGCGGCAGCGCGACACGUUCAACGCUGACGAGUGCAGCAGCGACGCGCAGGAGCUCAGGCGGAUAGUGCGAGCCUUCUGCCACAUUGCCCUCCCCGGACCCCCCUGGCGCUGCUGGCACGCGGGUGCCAGCAGUACCAUCCGCGGAGGACCCCCGGCACUGCUGGGCGAGGAGGGCAUGGACGUGCGCAUCGCCUUUGCAGGCGACGCAGACAACUGGGCGCGCAUGCCCUGGCUCAACUUCUCCCUUGCCGCCACCUGGAUCCGCCAGGAGUGCGCCGUGUUUAGCCUGAGCUGCGAGGUGGCCACUGUGCCGCGUGGAGAGUUCUGCCGGGUCAAGGUUUUGGGCCUAGGCAGAGCAGACAUUGUGAUUGGUCCGUGGGGAGAUCGGGCAAUGGACAACAUAAUUUUCCUGCUGCCCGGAACAGCAGUGCUCGAGCUGUACCCGUCGAACGCGCAUGAGGAGGACCGGAAGACUGCCAAGCUCGAGGCUGAGUGCCUUGAUCUGGCCUAUGAGCAGAUGCGCAUGGACGUGGCGAUGAAGGACGUGCUGUCAUGGGUGAGCAAGCACCUGGAGACGCUGGGCAGACGGCAGAAGGGAGGGAAAGAGGACAGCGAGCCCACCUUCCUGGAGUCAUGUGUGCACCGCAACCUGCGAUACUAAAUACCUAGUGCCGUUCAAAAUUCUAAAGCAGUGCACUUUUGAGGUCCUGGGCAGUCGGCAGGUGGGAGGAAACAAGACAGCGAGUGCACUUUUGCAUAGACAUAUGUCCACCUCACCGCAGGUUGUGGUACUGCAUACGUGAUAUCAAAACAUCCAAGCUGCUGUGGACUGGUUGGAAUAGAGUGGGAAGGAGGGACAGUGAGGGCACAGCAAUAUUUCCCACCCGAGUGGAGUGAAGAAAAUGAGACUGGCGGGCGAGCAGUUAGACACACAGGCAGCAGGCUAGCAAGGCAGGUAGCUAGACAUAUGUUCAGUGAAGUUCGCAAUUUCUUGCAUGCGAGGAUUUCUCUGGGG